Molecule: messenger RNA, 2217 nt
Organism: Lodderomyces parapsilosis
Lineage: Eukaryota; Fungi; Ascomycota; Pichiomycetes; Serinales; Debaryomycetaceae
Gene: PDE2
Product: 3',5'-cyclic-nucleotide phosphodiesterase
Exons: 1
Coding region: 1-2217 (738 amino acids)
Biological process (GO): signal transduction
Molecular function (GO): 3',5'-cyclic-nucleotide phosphodiesterase activity
Source: RefSeq, a predicted model, not a curated record
AUGCUUGAAAUACUAUCGUUGUAUAAGGAUAUUCCCAAUUUCAAAGUGAAAUCAAAACACAGAACACAUGAACAACAGCACAAUGAGUUUUUUGCCAGUUUCAAGUCGUUGAUUGAGUACUUGUUCAAGAAAGGUAGUCAAGAAGCAGAUAUAAACCAUCCUAUAUUGGUCAUACUUCCUUCUUCGAAGGAGGACAAGCACCAUCACCAUCAUCACAAGCACCAUCAUCAUCAUCAUCAUCAUCACCAACAGUAUCAUCUGCAGUCGCAGUCGCAGUCGCAGUCGCAGUCGCAGUCGCAGUCGCAGUCGCAGUCGCAGUCGCAGUCGCAGUCGCAGUCGCAACUGCAGCUGUAUCAAAGUCGUCAUCACCAACAUACCACUCAUACACUGUUGGAACUGCUUCUGUUUAAAGAUAGAGUGACUUUACUCGACUACUUCUUUAGUCACUUAAACAUUGUCAUUAUACCGCAUGACCAUGAUGAUUACCCUUUGUUACAACAUCAGCUCAAUUCCAUUAUCGAUAAAUUGUACCAUAGAAUAUCUCGUAUUGGAAUUUGGUCAGGCACAACAAUGGUCCAAAAUGCAUUCGAUACAAAACACAGAAUACCGACAAUGGCUGAACUAUUGUACAAAAACAUUACUAGAUCUCACCAUGCAACUCAACAUUUAAUCAAAUUGAAACAAUUGGUGUUGCAGGAAAUUGACUUUUUCAAUUUGUUGUCAAACACUGACAAUGAGGAACAUUUAUCAUAUCUUUGUUCAACAGUGGGAAAUUGGGCUUUCCCAGCUCAUGAAUUGUCGAGCGACGAUUUAGUUUAUUGUGCUUAUUUAAUGAUUAAUUAUGCAUUACAUCAAGUUUUGCAACAACAACAUGAACAAGAUGGCAAUUUUGUCAAGGGUUUGCAUUUCCCCAAUCGAAAUGAAUUGUUGGCGAUUAUUUUCAUUGUUAGAGAUACUUAUAGAUCAGGCAAUCCUUUCCAUAAUUUCCGUCAUGCUGUUGAUGUGUUGCAAGCUUGCUUUCAUUUUCUUGUCAGGUUGGGUUGUUUACCUCAGUUUAAACAAUUUAUUAUUGAUCCUUACCAAGUGGAGAACUUGGCAUUAUCAAAGAGUGCCAAUGAUGUUGAGUUGAUUGCUACUAACCGAGUUUUCAGUCUGGUUGAUUUAACCCAGAUAUUAUUGGAGGCGGUGGGUGGUGGUGGAAGCAGGAGCUCGACAUCGUCUUUCAAUCGAUCCGAUUCACCCACUGGCUCAGAAGUUUCAGCUGCAUCUACUGUCAAGGACAUAUCUAAACCAAGUUUGAAUUUGAUACAAACUUUGGGGUUAUUGGUUGCGGCAUUGGGCCAUGAUGUUGGCCAUCCGGGAACUACAAAUGCAUUUAUGAUCAAAAACAGGACACCUACAUCAUUAGUUUACAAUGAUCGUUCAGUAUUGGAAUCAUAUCAUGCAUCGAUUUUCAUUAAUAAAGUACUCAAUGUAUGCUGGCCCAGUUUAUUACAAAUUAAAAUCGAAAAAGAUUCAUUGUUGAAUUUGCAUGACUUGAUAGUGUCGUCCAUCUUGGCUACCGAUAUGGGAGAGCAUUUCGAAUACAUGUCGAAAUUGAAGAAUUUCAGUGCUAGUACCAAACAAGGUUUUAAUGAUGAUGGCGCUGGUUCACAACAUGAACCAAUGAGCAAUGACAAUAAGAUCAAGUUGAUAUCUGCUUUACUCAUCAAAUGUGCCGACAUAUCCAACGUCACUAGACCAUUACGUGUUUCAUCACAAUGGGCAGUAGUGUUGCAACGUGAGUUUGACGAAGUUAAUCAACUUGAUCAAUUGUUGAACAAACAGCAACAAGCGGGAUUCUCAUCCCACAAUGAUGACGAUGGCAACGAUGAUGGUGAUGAUGCCGAUGUCGAAGCGGAUAUCGAUACCGAUACAACCACAAGAUCAUCAAUCUCCACAUCAUCAAUUGCAUCCUUUACAGAUGACGCUCAAGGAGCAGAAUGGUUUCUUGAACUAGAAAAUGAAAUUGAGUAUGAACAUUUACCAUUUGAAUUGAAUGAAAUCUUGCAAAACAAACCAAACAUCCCACUGGGACAAUUGUUCUUUAUUGGUACAUUUGCUGAAAAUUUGUUUAAUAAUAUUAGUCAAGUUUAUCCUAGUUUGAACUAUACUUGUCAAAUUAUUAGUGAUAAUAAGAAGUAUUGGUUGGAAAGGAAGGGCGAGCUGCAAAUGUGA